This is a messenger RNA of Daphnia magna, 2850 nucleotides long. RefSeq lists its product as uncharacterized. Lineage: Eukaryota; Metazoa; Arthropoda; Branchiopoda; Diplostraca; Daphniidae. Bases 1 to 2850 code for a protein of 949 amino acids. The record is from RefSeq and is a predicted model, not a curated record. The transcript is spliced from 3 exons.
AUGGCGGAAGAUAUCGCAGCGCUCACCAUCGACCAAUGCAGGGGCCGCCAGAAGGUACUCCGUCAGAAGAUAACCGGAUGCAGCACCCGUAUCCGGAAGGUUAUAACCAACAAGCUUUCAUGCCGUGAAGCCACCCGCCUCCUGGAUGACGCUCGCACUCUCCUUGGUGAUUCCGGCCCGAUCAAUGACCGUUUAUUGGAGCUGUUGGAGGAGGCUGAGGGGGAGCAACAACAAGAAUCAUUCCUGCGUUACGGAGGAGAUGUUGACGCAGUGGCGGACGAGGUGGCUGCGUACCUCUCUAGCCGAGAAGGGGAUAUAUCUUCCGUCCCUGGAUGGGAUCCUGCAGAUCCGGAGACCGGUAAGGCGCCUGGAGAGAAGCUGGCGAUUUUGAAGAGGAACGUACGGGGAGAGACGGCCGAUUUAGUUUACGGAUUAGGUGGAGGUGCGCUGGCCUACAAGGAAUCCCUCCGACGUUUGAAGGGGACAUGUGGCAGCCGUGCAGUUAUCCGUGCAGCACACCUACAGGCCCUGGAUCGAGUCGAGCCACCGACACCCGCUACAUUCCGUAGAUUUGCUGAAAAGGUGAGGACUCACCUCUUCAAUCUCACCUGGAUCGGUGAGACCAGCCAUGCUGAUUUGAUCGAGCGACUCACACAGAAACUUCAGCCCCACGAUCGGUUACACUGGAAUGACGGCCAGCGUGGAGGAUUGGAGCGUCGCACCAUGAGCGAGUUUGGCCUCUGGUUAUGUACGCGAGCGGCUGCGUACCAGAAUGCCUAUUCCAUUGCCGCCGAGCAGCACCAGAGGAGCAACAAUCCAGCGCGGCCACCCCAGGCGGUAAACAACCCGUAUCAUCAGAAGAGACAUUCACGGGCCCACCAGGCCUCCACCAAUCACAGGGCCGGACCGGCUCGAGGGGCUCCUGCCCCUACCCCUCGUGAAGGAACGACACCAGCACCCAAAACUCCGUAUUGUUUUAAAUGUGAGGGUGAGCAUCGGUUGGCUGAUUGCCAAUUCUUCAAGAAUAUGCCCGUAGCUGGACGAAUGACGUUCCUAAUGGUGCGCGGCCUGUGCUACUGUUGCUUCGGUGUGCGAAAUGGAGCUAGCAACUGUAGCUUCAAGAAAGAAUGUGGCAAGGAUGGAUGUAAGGCGUUCCACCACCCUCUGAUCCACACUGACCGGGGACUUCCGGAGAGAACGGGCACCUCACAUUUUGCCAGAGCAAUGUCCGGUACCAUCGCCUUUGGGGUGAUCCGCCUCGACGCCAUGAAUGCUGACGGGGAGCUGGUGCCCAUUAAUGUCAUGUUGGACGCCAGGAGCAACACAACUUUCAUCCGCGAGGGAUUGGUUCGUUCGCUCCGGAUUUCGGGCGAGCGACAGACACUUCGAGUCCAGGGAGUAGCUGACGCGGCCUCAACGCACCCGAAUUCAGAGGAAUUGUUUCUUCAGCUGAUGACGGCCUUCGGUGACAUAGUGACCCUUAAGGGCUCGACCCUGAAGACCGUGACACAGCCAGUUCCCGUGUACAAUUGGGAGCAGCAUCGCCACCGUUGGACCCACCUUAACGACCUGCCGCCGCUACGCAGCUCUGGCGGAAGAAUCGACGUCCUGAUUGGUUUAAACCAUACAACUCUUAUCACACCGACAGAUUAUCGACUCGGAGCCGACGACGAGCCAGCGGCUAUCAAGACAAGGCUAGGAUGGACAAUCCUUGGUGUUUUGGGAUCAGGAUCGACGACGGAGGCCCUCUGCCACCGUGCCUUUGCCUCUCCAGAUGUACACAUCACAGCGGAGUUGGUGGAACAACUACGACGGUUCUGCGACACCGAAUCAUUCGGCACCGAGUACCAGGGCGCGGGAAUGUCCACAGACGAUCGACGGGCAGUCGAAAAGUUGGAUGCUGAAACCAAGAAGCUGGAUGUGGGUUACCAGGCCCCAAUUCUCUGGAAGGAUGAAGAGCCUCCAUUGUUGCCCGACAAACGGAGUGUAGCUGAUUCUCGGCUUCGUCCGCUUCUGAACAAAUUUGCAAGAGAUCCAGCCUAUGAGACACACUAUCGAGAGUCGAUGGCGAAGAAUUUUGCGGAAGGUUACGCAAGGCGGCUGUCUGCCACAGAGGUCGAGGAGCGGCCAACUCGAUAUUGGCUACCCCAUUUUGCAGUGCCCAAGGUUGCUGGGCGCCCUGAGCUGCGGUUGGUUUUCGACGCAGCUGCUAAGUACCGAGGGAGGAGCCUUAACGGCUACGUCACACCGGGCCCAGCACUUCAAAAUCCGCUCCCAGCUGUCAUUCUACACUUCCGGGAGGGAGAGGUGGCGUGGUCGGCAGACAUAGGUGCCAAGUUCAGCCGCAUUCGGCUGGACGACAUGGAUCGUCGCUAUCUUCGAUUCCUGUGGCCGGAAGGAGAUGGAACGGUGACAACGUGUGAGAUGACACGGGUAACAUUCGGUGUGUCAUGUUCGCCCUAUACGGCUAUCCGGACGACCUGGAGAGCAGCAGACGACGCAGCCGUGGACCAAGGUGAGGCGGCCGCCGCCAUCCGGAAAUACCUGUACGUUGACGAUUACCUGGAUUCCAGCAAGACCACUGACGAGGCGCUGCGCCGGGCGACAGCAGUCAACAAGGCUUUGAGCAGUGGUGACUUCCACCUGACCCAUUGGGUGACCAACGAUGCACGCCUGAUGGAGCAGCUCUCUCUUCCAGAUCCAAAGGAAAGUAGUGUCAACACAGUGAACCUCGGCGCUGACGAUGCCGAGAUGGUCCUUGGCAUCACCUGGAGGCCUGCCACUGAUGUUUUAGGUUUUCGUGUCCGGUGGCUGGAUUAUUUGAUCCCCUCGGCGCCGCUGCCCCAAUGA